Molecule: messenger RNA, 4506 nt
Organism: Temnothorax curvispinosus
Lineage: Eukaryota; Metazoa; Arthropoda; Insecta; Hymenoptera; Formicidae
Product: cilia- and flagella-associated protein 43-like
Exons: 15
Coding region: 40-4221 (1393 amino acids)
Biological process (GO): cilium assembly
Cellular component (GO): axoneme
Molecular function (GO): protein binding
Source: RefSeq, a predicted model, not a curated record
GGAACUUAGGAACAGUGUGAAACGAUAAAAGUUUUCGAAAUGUCCUGGCAAAUUAGAAAAUAUAGCAAAAUGAAUUUUUCAACAACCGAAACAAGGUGGAUGAAGUUUGGAAAAUCUCAUGACUUCGUCUUUGUUGGGAAGGAAACCGUCGCAACGGCUUCCGGCAUUUACGUGAGUUUCCUGGAUCUGAAUACGAGAGAGAAACGAAUCGAGCGGUUCGACAAUAAGGAAAGGGGCGACGGUGCGUCGUGUUUAGCUGGACAUCCGACAGUCUCCAUGUUUUCCAUAGUCGAGAGGAAACCGAAUCCCAAACUAUCAAUAUUCAUGUAUCCGACGCUACAAAGGAUUUCCAGGUGCGUACCGCCGGACAGAAUCAAUGGCUACUUAUCCUGUUCUUUCGUUGGUACGGAGUAUCUCGUAAGCCUGACUAGCUUUCCCGAUUUUCGACUGAUCGUGUGGCUCUGGAGAACCGGCAAACACGUCGCUAUGCUUAACACAAAGACAGACAAUCUUGUUCAAGAAAUUUCCUGUUCGCCGAAUCCUCCACAUUUGAUAUCGCAAUUCGGAGCCGACGACAAUACACUCUCGAUCUAUCAGGUGCGCACGUGUUCGAAAAUUGUAAGCAUACAUCGCGUGAACGCGCCACUUUCAGGGCACAAAAUUGUGUCUUCUUCCUGGACGCCGGAAGGAAACCUGUUCAUCUCGGACGAAUUCGGGAAUGUAUGGCUCGUGGCGAUUGAAGCUAAUAAGUUGUACUCGGUGAUAAAAUCGAAAAUACUCGAACGUCCAAAAAAUAAACCGAUUGUCAUCACUCAUAAGAGCGGUGUAAUAAUUGUGAACACCAAUAGUGAAAUUAUGAUCGCUGAUUUUUUGAUAUACGAAAGAAACGAAAGAAAAGAUUGUUUUGAGAUCUUAAUCCUAGCAACGACUAAUCCUUCUAUAGCUUCGAUCGGAGGUAACAAAGUAAUCGUGUACACUUGCGAGAUCUCGAUCGACUUCUGCACGCGUGUCAUUUGCGUGAUAGACUUAUCAAGACCUUUCAAGACUCUGUAUCACGGAUGUAAGCCUCUGGAGAUAUUGAGUGCACCCGCUUUGUCUAAACAAUUACAUCAAAUGGAAAUACAGAAUGAUUUUCAAGAUAUCGUCCUCACAAACGCGCUGUCCUCCAUGCAUCAACUGAGAAAGAUCGGGAUAUACGUAACCGAUUCUCGAGUCAUAACAUAUGGAUACGAUGGCUUGAUCGUAGUCAGAGAUAGCAUGGAACUUCGCAAAGUGAUCGCGAUUUUUAUGCCACAUCAUCGCAGUCAAGGAGGCGUAAAAUACGCGAUUUCUUCGCGUUUUGGGGAAACGAUCGUCUCUCUCGGUAGAAAUGGCGAUCUCGUUGCCCAUCGAAUUCGCUUACCGGAGACAAAGACAAAUUUGACAGAAGUCGAAGCUGCGAGUGUGCAUUUAACGAUCGAGGAUUUCAUUUCCGAUCCAAACGAACUGUACGAUCGAGGAAAGGAAACCUGGCUGGAGAAUGUAAUUGCUGCUAAACUGAAAGCUGAGCACGACGAAGCUCUACCUCUACAGGCUUCUAUUGUAGCCGAUCUUGAGAAGAUUAAAACGCAAAUACGCGAGCUUCUCAAUAUAAAUGAAGGCGAAUCACCGGACGCCCGUUUGCCGAUCUCAGCUUUCGAUUUGGAUCGCGAAUCCCGACAGCGGAGAAUAGAAGAGGCUCGACUUGAACGAGAGAAGCUGUAUCGAAACCUCGAGAAUGAUUGCGCUCAACGAGAUCAGGUGACGUCGAAUCUACGCGAAAUAUUCUGGGAAUCGUUGGAAGUGAAACCAUGCGCUCUUAGAUUAAUUGGUGGCGAUGCGAUUGUUCAAAAUUAUCCUCUCGUUGCAUCGACUCGAAAGAUGAACGAUUUUAAAGUAUGGGAUAAAUUUUCUGCGGAUGCUGACGAAUUUAUGUACAGUUACGAAGUGUAUAAGGCAUCAUGUGAAGAUGAUUCAAGACGAGGAUCUACGGUAAUUUCCGAUAAAGAAUCUUCAACUAACAAUGCCGGAAGCAAAACACAUCAAAUGGCUAAAAGAUGGUACGCACACGCGGAUGAAGAUGAAAAAUUAUGUAUAUCGGGUGUCACGACGCAUAAAUGGAUUGAUGACGAAAGCAUAGCUUCAACACAUCAGCUAUUGAUUCCGCAUGACAGCGAUCUCGAAUCUAUCUUGCAGAAAGAUAUUAUAAUUGAAAAUCGAGAGCGUAAAUUAAAGAUGCAUUUCAAUGAUCUCUUUGAAGAAAUGAAACGCGCAAAGGAAUGUGUAUUAAAAUGUGCAAAGGAGCGCAUCAACAGGCUCCGAUAUUGCGCGUCUCAAUUGAAGACAAUGUUUGGGAUAGAUUCCGUUCUGGAACCAAUCGAGAUCCCAUCCUGGAACGUCGAAGAAAUACCUGAUUACAUAAUUAUGGUAAAAGAUCACGAAGUAUUUGAAAAACGGUCACGGCGAGGAGAAUUGAAAACAGUUGACGAGGAUCGAGAAGAUGAAAGUAAAAACGAAAAAAUCAGUGACUUUUAUAAAAUAGCUGUAGAAAAAAUGAUGGACGGUGUAUUAGAACCUAAGUGGGAAGAUGAGGUGAAGAAGGAAAUAUCUGUGCCGGACUGCUUAAUUGCGAAGAAUCCUUCGAAAUACACUGACGAGGAUAUCGCAGCUAUCGCGGCGUAUAAAACUAAAGUGCAGGCGUUGCAAAAAAAACGAGAAAAAUAUAAAGCGACCCUGCAGGCUGAUAUUAUAGAAACGAAAGAUGCUUUGCAAAAAGACAUCGCUGCAUUCAACGACAAAUUAAAAGAUCUAGAAAUGAAAAAGAUGCAAAUUGAAUGCGCAAUCCUUCAGGAGAGACUGACAAGGAUACGAGCGAUCCGAAGACAUCAAACUAUGGUCGAUAACAGGCAAGAAAUCGCUCGUCUCGCCGACGAGGAGUUAGCGCCGGCGACGCGAGAGGCACGCAGGCUCGCCGAGGAGUGCAACUCGCUGGAGAUGGUCGUGUCGGAGCUAAAAGUUCGAUACGACAGCCUGUGCAAAGCGGAGAAACGCCAGGAGGCCAAGUUUCGCGGCGAAUUCGCAGAGUUGAAGCAACCGAUAGUGGAACACUUGCUCAGACACUACAAAAAACGACCCAGAGUUGCUCGGCUGACUACCACGUCGGUCACGUAUCUGACGGAGGUGGCGAGAUGCGUCGCGGGCAGCGAGAAGUCGGACGUCUUACCGCGCGAAUGCCUGGAUUUCCUCAAAGGCAUGGAUGCCUUGGACUCGAUGCCCCGAAAUCUACCAUCGCAAAUUAACGCCGAUUAUUGGCGAACAAUGUGCAGAUUGAGAAGAAUGAAGGUCGAGGUGGAAACGAAGGUGAGAUGCUGCGCGGUAGAGAUGGCUGAGGCGGAGCAGACGGUGUCGUUUUAUCAGAAGGCGAUGCAGUCGGCUGAUAACGCUGCGGCGUGCAAGAAGGUCAGCUUGGAUGACAUGGAGAAAUCCUUGUCGCAGCUCACGCAGGAAAUGGAGAUUCAACUCGUUUUGAAAAUGGGCCAGAUCGAGGUGCCGCUGCAAGGUUGUCCCUCCGACUACGCGAACGCCGUUCUCGUGACGCGCGAGGAGCUUUUACGGGUCAACGAUUGUAUCGUCGAGACUGGGAAACGCAAGCUGGCAGCGAUGUAUACAUCCAUGCACUUGCGGAAGGUCGUGUCGCAACACGAAUGGAAGCAUGCUUGCGCGAAAAUGAUAUUGGAGGACCUGCAGCGGAACUUGAAAGAUAUCCAAGAGUUCAAGAUCACGAGAAACGUGCUUGAAUUUUUGAGCAAUUAUUCCUGCAGCGUAAAUUUGGAAAGAGAUUACGAAAAGAUGCAAGCCAAUUUGCGAACAUUUCGAAAUAAAUUUCACCAAUUGUUGGAACUGGAACAGGCGCGUCUGAAAGAAACGAAGCGACUGAUGGCCAAGUGGAAGAAGAAGAAUGACAAGAUGUCACAAGAGAUCAAGAUGAAGUCGUCAGACGUCGAAGAGCUUCGCAGGUUGCUUAACAACCCACAUCGCAAGAGAGACGAGGAGUCUCGAAGGAUGAGACUCGCGGCGAUCGCGAGACGUACCAGGCUUGUCAUGAAAGCAGAGAACAAUUAUGAGCAGCUGCUAAUCUUGCACGCUCACCUCGAGGUCUUGAAGUUGCGAACGUAUCCGACCUUGCAGUUUAAAACCGCAUAAGACUCAUGUGUCGAGGAAAAAGAUCUCGCGCGAGCGUCGAGACUGUCAGCGCUGCAGCAGACGUCGACUUAAUUUUCUCGACAUUAAUUUAUGAAAACUGCCUUUUUUCUGCUGAAUAAUAAAAUUGUUCUAUUUAUGCAUUCAUGAAGAAGUGUAUAAACACAGAGUAUACCGAGUGCUGAGGCUAUGUCGGAUGCAUCCUUAAUCAGUUGAACCGCUGAAUUGCAGAUUUAUGUAGAUCCAUGUGUAAUAUGUAUGGUAAUACAUGGCGAUAGUUUCAUAUUA